Acanthoscelides obtectus is the source of this 438-nucleotide messenger RNA. The record is from the annotation of a GenBank genome assembly. Lineage: Eukaryota; Metazoa; Arthropoda; Insecta; Coleoptera; Chrysomelidae.
UGUUAAAGUCUGCUUAUAAGGAAAUGGUCUCAUAAGGUAUGGUUUUAAAGCAAAUGCUUCAUCACCAAUUAAGACGUACGAGCAGAUUUAAUUUUGCCCAGGGAGAAAUAUAAAUGUAUAGUCCGGACCAACAAUGGCCAUAAGUACUAUUGAAUAUUUAUGUAAAUAGCACCAGUAAUUGGAGCCACUGUUGUUAGGUCUCUUGAUGGUUACAUGUUUACCGUCCAUGCUGCCAAUGCAACUGGGAAAUCCCCAUCUAUUUUCAAAUUCUUCAGCACAUUUUUUCCAUAUAUUCUCUGUUGGUUCUGGUAAAUAUAUAUGCUCCGUAUGUCUGCAUAUCGCUUCACAGACUUCGGUUACGAUUGCACUCACUGUUGUAAAGCCAACUCGAAAGCUAUGCCCAAUGGUAUAGAAGGUGUCACCAGUGGCAAGGAAUCU